AUUAGCGUUGGGCGGAAACAAUAUUUCGCGCGAAAUUUCAAUCGGGUUCGUUUUUGUUGUUUCGCGGGAAACGUACACGGUUCUGAUGCUUACUUGCUGGUGAAGGAGUUGUUAACUUAUUUUGACAUUUUCAUAUUAUCAGAAACUUCCAUUUUAUACCAUUAAACGUUAUAGGGUGGUUUCCAGAUUGAUAAUAGCAUAAUGUCAUGUUUGAACUCUAAAGAAUGUGUUAGUAUGGACAAUGCCCAAGUCCAAGAUCGUCAUGACAAUCGCUUCAGUUCCAGCGCGAGGCCGAGAAAUCAACUUCGAGUGAGAGACCGAUACGAAGGGAAUGAAAGGGGCACAACGUCCCGUACCCACCCGGCUGGGUCGUCUGGCGGAGGAAGGCCAAGGUACAGAGCGGGUUCCAAUGAGAUGACAUCGUCGGGGAGGUCACAUCGUUUUCACAAUACCACAAAUAAAAAAAGGUCAACUGAGGAUUCUAGAAAUGAAAGACAUGAGAGGAAGGAAAAUAGAUGUGAUGUAAGAGAUGAUUCCAAGAGAAGUCGUCAUGCCAACCACAAGAGAUCAGAAAGGAGAAGCUAUCAUGAUGACCAAGAAAGAAAGGAUUCGCACCAAAACACAGAUCAGAGUGAACGGAGAUCUCACCGUUGGUCUAGUGACCGAACCAGAGGAUGGAACAAAGAUAUUAACAAGAAAUCAUCUUUUACUCUAGAUGAACAGGACUAUCCUUCACUAAGUAGUGAUGAUCAAAGUAACAACUGCACCCCUACAAGACUGCCACAUAAGUACCGUAGAGUUUCUGAAUCUAGUACGGACUGGGCCAUUCAGGUUGAGGAAUAUGAGGAGAAGGAAGCUCGUGCUAAGAGAGAUCUUCAUCAAUAUAGGAGAAGAUUAGAGCUAUGGUCUGGGUCUGGUUCAUGUAGCAGUGAAGAUCAGGAAAACAAAACUUCAAAGAGUGAGCCAGAGUUGGAGACAGAUCGAGAUGUCCUCAUUCGUAGGCAGAAGCAGAUUGACUUUGGCAAGAAUACAGCAGCUUAUGAUAACUACAUCACAACGGUCAAGAGGAGGAAUAGAAUGAAGGGUAAACAUCCCAUCACACCAAACAAAUUUCAGUUAACAAGCCGUCGUUCAUGGGACAAACAGAUCAAACUUUGGAGGAUCAAACUUCAUGAGUUUGACCCCCCUGAACUUAUGAGCAUCAAGACUGCAAAGGCCAAGCAAGCCAUGAUUUAUGAUGACAGUUCUUCUCAAGCUUCCUCAGAAUGUGAAGUGAAGAUGGAAAGUGAGUUGAUGAAUACAUCCAUGACAUCAAGUAUCAGUGAUUGUUAUCUAGCUAGCAAUGAAAGCAGUCAACGUUGUACACCAACCACAGAGAUUGAAGCAAUGGAGACAAGGGCUAGUACAGCCGAGUUCUAUCAAGAACUUGAAGAUGAUGAAGACAACACCUUGACUGGUUUCCCAGAUAGUAUGUCUUCUACCAUGGUUAAGAUUCCUACACCGAAUGCCACUCCAGCAGAACCAGACUCUUACCCCUCCUCACCACCACUCAACACUAAUGAUCUAGUAGCAGCCUUACAGAGGGUUGUAGUUACUCAGCAGUCAUACUUUCAGAAUAACACCAAUCCUCUAUGUUUAUCAUCCACAAUGCCAAACAACAAUACCUUCCAGGUUAUCGGUAGCAACAGCCUGACACAUCCUAAACCAUCCAUCUCGUUUCCUCCAAAGCAACCUCACAAGCCAAACAUAUUUGAUGAGUUUAAUCUGGAUGAAUGUUUCCUUAAAGAUGAAGAUCUUGUGCUAUAGAAUCCAUGUUACUCAUCUCUGAGGAUGAUGUGAUGCUAUGUAUAAAUUACAUGUGAUAUUUAUCCAAGACUUUUGAUUGUUUCAUGAACUAAAAUGAAAACAGAAAAGUAACAAAAGAAGCUGUCAACUUGCU
Messenger RNA from Lytechinus variegatus (green sea urchin), 1939 nucleotides. RefSeq names its product stem-loop binding protein. Gene Ontology annotation, molecular function: histone pre-mRNA stem-loop binding; mRNA binding. NCBI's taxonomy places the organism in Eukaryota, Metazoa, Echinodermata, Echinoidea, Temnopleuroida, Toxopneustidae. The transcript has 8 exons. Gene Ontology annotation, biological process: mRNA 3'-end processing by stem-loop binding and cleavage; mRNA transport. Bases 202 to 1806 code for a protein of 534 amino acids. The record is from RefSeq and is a predicted model, not a curated record. Gene Ontology annotation, cellular component: cytoplasm; histone pre-mRNA 3'end processing complex.